GCUUUGCCUCCACCGUAGAAGAAGAGUUUGAGCGCGUCGACUUUCUGGCGGGCAGAUUCAAAACAAAGAUGGAGGACGUGCUGUCUGCGCUGCAGCGCCUCAAUCUCAAUCUAAUCCCUCAAACCUGGGUGGAUGCGGUCUGGGACGUGGAGUUCACGGAGAAGCUGCCUCUGGACGACACCAUAGAAGAAGAGGUGGCGGCCGGCGGACCCCGCGCCCUGCGGACGCUGUUCCAGACUCUGCUGGACUGGACCGCGGAGCACGGCGGCGCCGCGGCGGGGCAGGUCGGGCUCCGGGUUCCUCCUGAAGGGGGCCGGCGGCCAGCGGGGCGUCCGUCGCUGACCGCCUCCCAUGAUGCAUUGCAGAGUGUCUGGGCCAUCCUGGGGGACAGCGGCGUGUCGGUCAAGUCUCUCGUGGCGCUGCUGUCCUUCUUCGUCCUGACGGGAAAAGCCAAGUCUGCCGAUGUGCGUCAGCUGGGCGGGCUGUAUGCCGCCGCCGUCUACCUGCUGCUGCUGGGGAUCCCAGGCAGCGUGGCUAACCGGGCGUUUCACGAGGUGCUGCUGGACUCGUGUUCGGACCUGAGCGCCCACUGCUGGCCGCAGGCCUGCGGGAAGAAACGCAAGAAGGACGUCCUGAAGAGCUCCCAGACGGACGGCAAGCGGCCCAGACCGCCACGGAGGGACGCCCAGGAGGCGGAGCUGGACGAGGCCAAUGAGGAGGAGGAGGAGGAGGAGGAGGAGCCUCAUUUCUCCGGGCAGGACCUGCUGCAGAUCCGAGAGGGGGUGGUGGUCCUGGUCCAGAGCCUGCUGCGCCUGCUGGAGGCGUUUCCCCUGAAGGAGCGGCAGCAGACCGUCAGCACCUGCUCCCAGGCCUUCGCCCAGCUGCUGUACCUGGAGCCGGCGGUCGGGGAGCUGAGCUUUGCGGACGUGCAAGACGUCCGGGAGCUGAGCAGCCUUCCUCACAUGGCGUUCCACGGCCUCCAGCGGCUCUGCUCCCCCCGGCACGGAGACCCCAAGGAGACUCUGAGGACGGUGCUGCAGCAGCUGCUCUACGUCAUCCUGAUGAUGAAGAAGGUGAACCGAGGAAGACCCAGCCUGCUGGUCCCCAGCCAGCCCGUCCUCGCCGCCCGGCACCAGGCUCUCCGCUUCGUCUGUCACCUGGUGGAGGAGCUGAAGGAGCCGACUCGACCUCUGCUGCACGUCCUGCUGCAGCACCUGUGCUUCCAGAUGGUGGAGAAGAGCGAGUUCCGCAGCCACGGGGCUCAGGCGGUGGGCCAGCUGACGGCUCACAUGACCAACUCAGACUACGGCCUCUUCAUCCAGUGGCUCUUCAGCUUCUCCAGACACUCCAAGAUGGUGCACCGCCUGUUCUCGGUGGACGUGCUGAUGGUGCUGCUGGAGCAGCCGGAGAGGAAGCCGGAGGACGGGAUGGACCCGGAGCUGGCCCGCUUCCUGCAGCACCGCUUCCUGAUCCAGGACCUGCUGUUCGCUCGCCGGGCGGACGAGUCGCCCACCGUGCAGGGACACGCCCUGUCCUGCCUGGCUCAGUGCCUGGAGCUGCCGUCCCUCAACGUCACCCAGGCCGUCCACAGCCUGUUCUGUGCCACUGGGACCCAGACCGUGUUGGACAGCAACGUCACUGGAGAAACCCUCAGUUCUCUGAAGACCUACGGCAGCCUGCCCUUCAGGACCGUGGAGCUGAGCAGCGCCGGCAGCUCCGCUGAGGACGCUAAGGAGAACGUGGCCCUGCUGCUGCGGCGGGUCCGGGACUCCAGGACCGGCGUGAGGAGGGCGGCGCUGCAGGCGCUGCUGGGCCUGCUGAAGCACGCCGUGAUCCCCCUGAGCCAGGACCACCUGCAGGCGCUGUGGGAGCGCUGCCGGGACCCGGCGGUGUCGGUGAAGAAGAAGGCCCUGCAGUGUGUGGGCGAGCUGCUGAGUGCCAGAGCGGACAGCGGCGCGGUGCAGAGGGCGUGGCUGCACGGCGUGCUCCCCGCCGUGGCGGACUGCGAGAGCUCGGUGCAGGACCGGGCCCUGGAGGCUCUGGACCAGGUCCUGCUGGGCCAGGUGAAGCGCCGCUGGGCCGGCGCUCACCUGGACGGCGGCCAGAGGCUGGCCUGGGACCUGCUGUCCCUGCUGAGUGGCGAGUGCCAGGACCUCAGCCGGUACUUCAGCCGGGCCGUCGGCAUCUGGUCCAAGCAGAACAGGCUCAGCCAGACCUUCGUGGACAACCUGCUGUCCCACACCGAGGCCGAGCACGCCGCCGGCGCCUGGCUGCUGCUGUCCAGGGUGGCCGCUUCCUCCCCCACACUGCCCUUUGGCAAGAUCGUGGACGCCUGGGACGCCAUGGUCAGUUCUCAGGAGGUGAAGACGACCACCUGCUGCCACAUCCUGUCUGUGGUGGGGGACAUCGCCCCGCACCUGAACGAGGACACCAAGCAGCGGCUCGUCGCUGACCUGAUGUCCUGGCUGAAGACCUUCUCCUUGUCUCUGGAGCUGAUCACUGCUGCUGUGGAGACUCUCCAUCAGCUGGGCCGCUGUGAGGACGUCACACACACUCAGGACUUCCUGAAGCGGCACUGUGGGGAGCUGCUGUCCCUCUGCGAGGCUCAUUUAGCCGGCAUCCUGCUCAGUGCAGACGGAGCUCAGAACCUGGACCAGGACCUGAUGAUCAAACACCUGCACACUCUGGGCGUGGCGUCGCUGCAGUGCCCCGCCCAGGUGAGCCGGAGGACGGUGCUGCUGGUGGAGUCGGUCCUCACGUCACAGCGCGACCAGCUGGCAGGAAGUGAUGUGGAGCUGCCGGCCUCCCAGCCUCUGUCCCAGUUCAGACCCAACGCCCUGCCCACCCGGGUCCGGGCCCACGGAGUGCUGACGCUGGGGAAGCUGUGCCUGCAGCAGGACCAGCUGGUCCAGAGGUUCCUGCCGGUGCUGGCGCGGGAGCUGGAGGUGGGCCCGGAGGUGGCGGUGCGGAACAACGUGGUGGUGGUGCUGUGCGACCUGUGCGUCCGCUACACCAACAUGGUGGACCACUACAUCCCCAACGUCUCGGCCUGUCUGCGGGACGGCGAGGCCGUCAUCAGGGAGCAGACGCUCAUCAUGCUGACCAACCUGCUGCAGGAGGAGUUUGUGAAGUGGAAGGGCCCCCUGUUCUUCCACUUCAUGGUGACUCUGGUGGAUCCGGUCCCGGCCAUCGCCAGGCUGAGUGAGUUCUGCCUGCUGCACCUGCUGCUGAAGAAGAACCCGGAGAUGUUCAGCCAGCACUUCAUCGAGUGCAUCUUCUACUUCAACUCCUACAGCCGGCACAAGACCUACAACCGCUUCCCCCAGAGCGACAGGGACAGGACCCGGUUCUCCCUGAAAGGAGCGGAGCUCCGGGACCAGCGCUUCAGGAUCUACCGCUUCCUGCUGCAGCACUUCACCGACGCCCAGCGCUUCAACGUGUCCAGCAAGAUCAACCAGACCGUCCUCGCUCCCUUUGCGGACGAGGAGCUUCCUCUGGACGCCGACGGAGCAGACAUCCUGUCCGAGACCUUCGCCAUCCUGAGCCUGAAGGAGAUGAAGCUGCAGGCGGCGUGCGGCCCAGCAGGGGGCGCCGCGUCGGAGGACGUGGAGGAGGGGGGGGGCGCGCCCAGCAUGGCCAAGGCCGUCCUGCAGGCCGCUCACAAGAAGGUGGUGUCCCAGGUCCAGAAGAAGGCCUUCGUCCAGAACACGGUGCCGCUGGUGGUCAGCCUGAAGGCGCUGCUGGAGCAGCGGCGCCUCCCGGCGCUGCGGGAGCUGAUGUCCUUCCUGCAGGCCACCAUGCAGGACCACCGCCACGAGCUGCGGGACGUCCUGUCCGGGGACGAGCGGCUGGCGGCCGAGGUGGAGUUCGCCCUGAGGACGGCCGAGCAGCAGAGGGAGCUGCAGGAGCAGAUGGAGAGCCUGGCAGUUCAGCCUGCCAGUGCACAGGGCUCUCCAGCCGGGCGCCGGCCGCUCAGGCCCUUCAGCUUCGCCACGCCGCAGCCCCCCCGUCCAGACGGCCCCACCUGCAGAGCGCCGCUCACUGACUGUCGUCAGCGCAAACCUCAGAGGGAGGAGCCAGCAGCAGCCCUGUCCAAGUCCAUCCCUCUGGAGGGAACAGUGAUCACCAGGAAGACUGCGAUCGACCGAGCCAUCAGCACACCCAAAGGUGUCAACAUCAACCUGACCUUUGAAGAGGGACUCAGUGCCAUCUUCAGUGACCAGGGAACAAGUGCUUCUGAGGAGUCCAGUCUUCUUCACAAGCGAUCCAACCAACAGCAAACUCCUGGCCUCAGAAGAUGGAACGUUCAGUCUCCUUUACGCCAGAAGAAAAAACCUUCCCGAGUUUAAGUGUUGUACUUUUCUGUCUUUAUGUUGCCUUUAUAAAUUUGAGUUUUUAGUCUUUCGUCCAGAACGGUGACCUUGUUUUUUCCUCCAUUAUUCUCCUUCAGUGUCACAGAUGAAUCAAUAAAGCUGGUGUUGAAAUGA
Messenger RNA from Salarias fasciatus (jewelled blenny), 4487 nucleotides. RefSeq names its product non-SMC condensin II complex, subunit D3 (gene ncapd3). Gene Ontology annotation, cellular component: condensed chromosome, centromeric region; condensin complex. Lineage: Eukaryota; Metazoa; Chordata; Actinopteri; Blenniiformes; Blenniidae. The record is from RefSeq and is a predicted model, not a curated record. Gene Ontology annotation, biological process: meiotic chromosome condensation; mitotic chromosome condensation. Gene Ontology annotation, molecular function: histone binding.